Molecule: messenger RNA, 1722 nt
Organism: Sceloporus undulatus (fence lizard)
Lineage: Eukaryota; Metazoa; Chordata; Lepidosauria; Squamata; Phrynosomatidae
Product: low affinity immunoglobulin epsilon Fc receptor-like
Exons: 10
Coding region: 260-940 (226 amino acids)
Source: RefSeq, a predicted model, not a curated record
GCUGAAUCCUGUCCUUCACAGUAGGCUCAGUCAAAGGAGACCCAGUUCUGAAGCAAAGAAAAAAAAGUUGAGACAGCAUAGCUGAGAAGGCUUUCUUUCCACUUGUCACACUUCAGAGGUUGGGAGUAGCCAAAGAGGACACUGGUGAGGUAGUUUCCUCUUGAAAUAUUGCACAUGUGGUUCAGAGAGAACCUCCCUGCCUAUCCUCUAUGCUGUGACUGCUGUGUCAUUUCUGCUGUGGAUCAUAAUCUUCGCCGUUAUGAUUUCAAAAUAUUCAGAGAUGGCCAAGGAAUUUGAACAGCUGCAUAACAAUCAAACUCUGCUGACAGCAAGUGGUGCCAGGAUGGAAAAGCAAUUGGCGGGACUCCAUUCUGAUCACUCCAAGGAUGGAUCAAGGCUAACUGAACAGUUGAAGAAGCUAGAGGCUAAGCAGGAUACAAUGAAAAAGGAGGUGUACAAACAUCUGACGGAUUUGGAUGCUGCAGAGGAAAGGAUCCAAGAAGAUACCUUUAAGCUGCAGGAAGCACUAUACAAGAUGAAUGUCUCAGCCUGCCGCGUUUGUCCUGAGGGCUGGUUGCUGAACAGAGGAAGCUGCUACCUUUUCCAAAAAAUGAACCAACAUUGGUCUUUUGCCCAAAAGUCAUGUACUGAUGAAGACAGCUCCUUGGUUGUCAUCAAUGAUGCUGAAGAGCAGAGUUUUCUCACUUUACACUCAGAAAAAAAGAUCUACUGGAUUGGUCUCAGUGACAUGAACUCAGAGAGCACAUUUACCUGGGUGGAUUACACUUCUACAUCGUACACCCAUUGGAAUCCACGGGAACCCAACAAUGCUGGCCGGGGGCAAGACUGUGUUGUGAUGACCGGUACUGGCUGGUGGGAUGACAUUGAGUGUGGAGGCAACGCCGAUGGCUGGAUUUGUGAACAGGCCUGGAAAUGCUAAGUGACCAGCAGGAACAGAACUGAAAAUAACUCUUAAGUGCUUGAGUCUUUGUUGUCACAGACUGUCAACAAUGCAAAUGUUGGCUUCCUUCUGGGUGGUGGGUUUGAUCAUCACUUGGAAAUCUCACUGUUUGAACUGGAUCAAGGAAGUAGCAAUAAGUCAGCAGAUAGCUAAGAUUCCAGACAUAAUUUCUAGCUAUUUUCCACAGUCCACUUGACAUCAUUCAAUUUCCUGAACUGGAGGUAAAAUUCAAAGGUCUCAGCUUCAGUCCCAGAGUCUUUUAUUUAUUUGGUUUACUAGUGAGAUUAAUCUAGUUCUCACAUACACAACCUAACCCAAAAGCCAAUUAUUAACCUUAUAUAGUAGGCUCAUUUUUUAUAGUAUACAGAAUGAAGAGGUCCAGUGAGUUGCUAUCAGGAAAAGGGCCUUCUUAUUAGUAACACCCUAACUGUAGAAUUUGUUUCUCAUGAAACCUCACCUGCCAUAUACUUUCUAGUAAUUAAAAUAACAAGGUCCUCUUUGCUGUGGCUCCCUAAUCAAAGCAAACCUGUUUUAUCUCCAUGAGGUUCAUGCUUCCUCAAAUUUCAGAUUCUCUUCCCUUUAGCCUGUACAUUUUUUUAAAAAAAAGUUUCAAUUCUUUUUCUUGUACUUUUGGAUUUUGUACUGCCGGUGUGAUAUAGUGGUUUGAAUGUUGGACAACAACUCUAGAAAUCUGGGUUCAAAUCCCCACUCAGCCAUGGAAACCCACUGGAUGACCUUAGGCAAGACAUAUUCUCUCACCC